AUGGCUUCUCUGUCUCUUCUCCUUGUUUGGUUCCUUUUGUUUGCUGGGGAAGAAAUGGUAAUGGAAGAGGAGGAGUUGUUGGGAUUGUUUGAAGUGAUGGAUGCUCUUGUGGAUGAUCCUGAGUGGGCCCAAGCACACCCUCAGCCAUGUACAGACACUCCAUGGCCUGGAGUUGAGUGUGAAGUUAGCAGUGACCCACCAAUCUUUCAUGUCACAAAGAUCCACAUUGGUCCUGAUAUACUCUCCCCACCUUGCAAAUCCUCUGCUUACUUAUCAGAAUCCUUGCUGAAACUCAGUUAUUUGAAAACCCUUUCAAUUUUUAACUGUUUUGUUGCUUCACCAGUCACUCUAACCACAACUCUCUUUGGUCCUUUCUCUUCCUUAGAACACCUGGCUUUGCAGUCUAACCCAUCACUCUCUGGAGAAAUACCUCCAAGUUUGGGUGGUGUUACUAGUCUUAGGGUCCUUAGCCUGUCCCAGAAUAGCUUACAUGGAAACAUCCCAAGACAGAUUGGUGGUUUGGUUUGUCUAGAGCAACUUGAACUGAGUUAUAAUAACUUCAGUGGUCAAAUCCCCAUGGAAAUUGGAGGUUUGAGAAGUAUGACCAUUUUGGACCUUAGUUGGAAUGAAAUUGAAGGGAAUCUGCCUUAUUCUCUUGGACAACUUCAACUUCUCCAAAAGAUGGAUUUGAGCUCAAACAGGCUUAGUGGAGAAAUACCUCCUGAUUUAGGAAUGCUCAAGAGGUUAGUGUUGCUUGAUCUGAGUCAUAAUUAUAUUGGUGGGCCAAUUCCUGAAAACCUGUCAAGUUUGGAGCUUUUAGAAUAUUUAGUCAUUGAUGACAACCCCAUCAAAGCAGGGAUACCCUCCUUCAUAGGGAACCUUUGGAAGCUCAAAUCAGUGAGCUUCUCAGGGUGUGGAUUGAUUGGUUCCAUACCCAAUUCUUUCUCUUCCUUGAAGAACCUUACAGCUCUCUCACUGGAUAACAAUAGCCUCAGUGGAUUAGUUCCUCCAAAUCUAGGUUUGCUCCCAAACUUAGAUCAACUGAAUAUUAGCCACAACAAGCUGAAUGGAGUUCUACAGCUCCCUGAUGACUUCAUUGAAAAGCUUGGUAAGAGGUUGGAUGUAAGAGGAAACAGUGACCUGUGCAUCAUUGAUGAUCAGCAAAACAAAAAGAACCUCUCUUCAUACUUGGAAAUACCCUCUUGUGUGAGCAUAAGACCCAGAAAUGGCAACUCUUCUGCUGAAGGACCACCAGAAGAUCCAGCGGGAAUAAAGCCAUCUUGGUACGAAAGCAACACAAGUUCAACUUCAUCAUGGCUGGAUCCACAAGUCAUCCAAUUUAACUUGAGGCUCUUUGACCUAUUUGGGGUCUUCCCGCACCCAAUUCACCUGUUUAGUGCAAAGUGGGAUGAUUUUACCGCUAGGAUGCAUUUGGUUCCGCCCAGGGGUCCAGCGAGGUUUGUUUUGGGAAGAAGAAAAACUACAAUCAUGUGCAACCAACAAUCACUAAAGGUGGCAGAGUCAAUGGGUGUGUCUGUUUCAAAUAAUAGUCCACCUUCGAGUUCAUCUACCAUUAGGCAUCAGAGUUCAAGGAUAAUGAGAAGGAAGAGGAGUGGAACCUCAUCAACAAAAUAUCCAGAUAUGGCAAAGGAGUUCACCCUUGCUAAGCUUGUUGCAGCAACCAACAAUUUCUCACUUGAGAACAAGAUUGGUGAUGGAACAUAUGGUGUUGUGUAA
Gastrolobium bilobum is the source of this 1737-nucleotide messenger RNA. RefSeq names its product receptor like protein 29-like. Bases 1 to 1737 code for a protein of 578 amino acids. The record is from RefSeq and is a predicted model, not a curated record. The transcript is spliced from 4 exons. NCBI's taxonomy places the organism in Eukaryota, Viridiplantae, Streptophyta, Magnoliopsida, Fabales, Fabaceae. Gene Ontology annotation, molecular function: protein binding.